Messenger RNA from Strongylocentrotus purpuratus (purple sea urchin), 1038 nucleotides. RefSeq lists its product as uncharacterized. The transcript has a single exon. Gene Ontology annotation, molecular function: catalytic activity. NCBI's taxonomy places the organism in Eukaryota, Metazoa, Echinodermata, Echinoidea, Camarodonta, Strongylocentrotidae. Bases 1 to 1038 code for a protein of 345 amino acids. The record is from RefSeq and is a predicted model, not a curated record.
AUGAAUAAUAAACUUGAUGAACUUUAUGCAACGGUGCAGGUCAAUCAAGCUGACUUAGUAGCCGUGACUGAGACAUGGUUUUCGGAUAGUAACCCUGCGGAAGCCAACGAAAUGAAAGGAUACAACCUUCUUCACAAGGACCGAGCUGAUAAACGUGGUGGAGGUGUAGCUCUGUAUGCUAGAAAUGAUCUCCAUGCAACACCUUUUGGAGCAGAGCUUACACCCAAACACCUUGAAAUCCUCUGGGCUAAAGCAAGUCUUCGCAGUUACGUCCGGAACUCUGUAAACCUCUUCACUUGUGUUGUUUAUGCACCAUCUAACACACCUAUGAAGGAAGAGAUCAUCGACCAUGUCAUAUAUAUGAGCGACCAUAUUCGUAACUCUUUCUCUGAUGCUGCGAUUGUGAUCCUUGGUGAUUUCAAUGAUCUAGAUACAACCCCGUUUGUGCGACAUCUCAAUGUCGAUCAACUUGUCAAGCAGCCUACUAGACAAAACCGGAUACUUGAUAUGAUCUUCACUGACAGGGGAGAUUUUUACAAGGAACCUCGGAUAACGGCCCCCAUCGGACGUUCAGAUCACUCUACAGUGUUGUUGUUUCCAGAGAUUUCCCGUCCUACACUUACGACCAGAUUUAGCUAUCGUCCCAUGCGCGACUCUGGCAUCAGAUCCUUUGGUCGUUGGAUCACUUCUUAUGACUUCAGCUACCUGAAUGAUAUGGAGUCACCUGACGAUAUGGUCCGAUCUCUUCAGAAUGUUCUAGAUCAGGCAUAUCGUCAACAUUUCCCUCUUGUUGUUCGUAAGCGUUCAGCGAACGACAAACAAUGGAUCAAUGACAAGAUAAAAACUGACAUCCAGAAGAGACAACGAGCCUUGGAAAGGGGUGACUUGGCUUCUUUUAGGAGUAUCCGCAACCAAAUUCAGCGCGCAAUUGUGAAACUGAAGUCUACGUUCUAUCGCUCAAAGAUCGCAGGCAGCGAUGAAGAACUCAAAUCCUGGCUCCUGGCACCGUCAAAUACGCUCUCUUGCUGGUUUGAGUAA